CCCCAAGUUGAGUGCGAUGUGAAGAAGACGAGCCAAUUCUGACAUCUCUCCUCUCUCUUUUCAUCCAGGGGAUACGAAUAGCUAGGGAAGCUCCUGCCCCUCCUCCGAGAUAGUCCUCGACGGAAAAAAAAUAUCGACCUCAACGCAUUGCAGUAAUUAGCAACGACCCCGCCAAUUACUCACCCGCUCGUUCUGGUCAGGGUGGUGUCAGCAGUGUUCAUACACUGGAAGCGUACAGAAUAAGUUGCCAAGAGUUGGAGGUUAUUGCAGGGCAUCCGACCGAGCUCCGCUGCGCAUUUGACGAAACGAAAUCUCCACGCCAGGUUAUCAAUCCUUUUCGACAAUGCUUUCCAAGGUAGCCAUCCGGGCUGUCGUCCGAGCCGGACGCCGAGCUGCUCCAAGGCUCAGACUGUCUUCGGCGGCGGUAACCGUCCCACUGACGCGCCGUGCCUAUUCGACAUCGCGCGGUAGCGACUUCAACACAAGGGCAGCCGUCAUCCAGGUCUUGAACAGUGUCGGGUCCAAGAGGGAGGUACAGCAAUACCUUUCGCACUUCUCCUCUGUUUCUUCGCAGCAGUUCGCCGUCAUCAAGGUCGGCGGUGCUAUCCUGACGGAGCAUCUCGAGGAGCUCUGUUCUUCCCUGGCUUUCCUCUACCACGUCGGCCUCUAUCCCAUCAUCGUCCAUGGCGCCGGACCGCAGCUCAACAAGCUGCUGGAGGAAGCUGGUGUCGAGCCGCAAUUCGAGGAGGGCAUCCGUGUCACCGACGGCAAAACGCUGGGCGUUGCGAGGCGGCUUUUUCUCGCUGAGAACCUCAAGCUUGUCCAGCGUCUAGAGUCCAUGGGCGUUCGUGCACGACCCAUCACCUCGAGCGUCUUCAGCGCCGAAUACCUAGACAAGGAGAAGUGGAACCUCGUGGGCAAGAUCACAGACAUCAACAAGGAGCCCAUCGAGACGGCAAUCGCCAACGGCUACCUGCCCAUCUUGACCUCGAUGGCUGAGACGACCGACGGACAAAUACUGAACGUCAACGCCGAUGUUGCCGCGGGUGAGCUAGCCCGCGUUCUGGAGCCCCUGAAGGUGGUAUAUCUGAGCGAGAAGGGUGGCUUGUUCGAUGGCGAUGGGCACAAGAUCUCUGCUAUCAACCUCGAUGAAGAGUACGACCAAAUCAUGUCACAGUGGUGGUGCAAAUUUGGAACCCGACUGAAGAUCAAGGAGAUCAAGGAAUUGCUUGACGGCCUACCCAGAACAUCGAGCGUGGCUAUCAUUCAUCCCGCCGAGCUGCAGAAGGAGCUGUUCACCGAUUCCGGGGCCGGAACCCUUAUUCGCCGCGGAGACAAGUUGAUGACUGCUGAGAGCGUAUCCGAUAUCACCGAUCUCGCAAAGCUUAAGGAUGUACUUAUUCGCGAUCGUGAUGUUACGGAUGCGAGGGCGACGGUUGACCGAUAUUUGGAUUUCCUGAAGGAGCGCAAGUUCAAGGCAUUUUUCGACGAGCCCAUGAAGGCCCUCGCCGUUGUUCUUCAGCCCUCUCCCGACAAGAGCUACUCGACUUUGGCAACCUUGACCAUCACCAAGUCCGGCUGGCUCACCAACGUCGCAGACAAUCUCUUCUCGGCCAUCAAGAAAGAAUAUCCGAGCUUGGUAUGGACCGUGAAGUCAGAUGACGAGAACUUGACCUGGUUCUUCGAGAAGGCCGACGGCAGCCUGGUCCGCGGCAACGACGUCCUAUUCUGGUACGGCAUUGAGCAAGGCCAGGAGCUUGUCGACCUUAUGAAGGAGUUCACUACUCACGGCCGAUCGAUGCUGGGUGAGUCCAAUUUGGAGGCUCGUCUUCACGCUGCUGCGCAAGUAGCAUCUCAGAACUUGAAGACCCACUUUGCUUCGGGCUCUCCAGCCAACCAAGCCAGGGGCUACUCAACUCUGAGCCGGCGCCCCGUCCUGGGAGCCGCUAGUGGCAUGAUUAAGGGAUUAUCUCGAGGUUACGCGACAACCACCAACCCCAAUCCCCCAUAUGGCAACAAGCAUGCUUCGAACACUCAGCCGUCGAGGGUCGCCUUGAUCGGCGCUCGUGGAUACACUGGGCAGGCCUUGAUCAGCCUUAUCAACGCUCACCCCAACUUUGAAUUGCGACAUGUGUCUUCUCGCGAGUUGGCAGGACAGAAGCUCCAAGGGUAUGACAAGAAGGAGGUCAUCUACGAGAACCUCAGCGCCGACGAGGUCAAGAACAUGGAGGAGAGAGGCGAGAUAGACGUUUGGGUUAUGGCGCUACCCAACGGUGUUUGCAAGCCUUUUGUUGAUGCUAUCGAUGCGGCGCAGAAGUCUUCGUCUCGAGAAUACCCCAGUGUCAUUGUGGACUUGUCGGCAGACUACCGAUUCAAUGACAAAUGGACAUACGGCCUUCCUGAGCUGGUGAAGCGCUCCAACAUCGCUCAAGCCACUCGAAUCUCCAACCCCGGCUGCUAUGCUACCGCAGCCCAACUCGGUAUUGCUCCUUUAGUGGAGUUCCUUGGGGGACAGCCAUCGAUCUUUGGCGUUUCUGGAUAUUCAGGGGCUGGCACCAAGCCAUCGCCCAAGAACAAUGUCGACAACCUGACGAAUAAUAUUAUCCCUUACAGCUUGACUGACCACAUCCACGAGCGAGAAAUCAGCAGCCAGCUUGGUGCCCAGGUUGGAUUCAUCCCUCACGUUGCCGUAUGGUUCCAAGGUAUCCACCACACCAUUAAUAUCCCCCUCAAUAAGACCAUGACAUCGCGGGACAUCAGACAGAUCUACCAAGAUCGUUACGCAGGUGAGAAGUUGGUCAAGGUUGUCGGCGAGGCACCUUCGGUCAAGGCUAUUAGUGGCAAGCACGGUGUUGAAAUUGGUGGUUUUGCCGUGCACAGCUCAGGGAAGCGAGUCGUGAUUUGCGCCACUAUUGACAACUUGCUCAAGGGAGCGGCUACGCAAUGCUUACAGAACAUGAACCUGGCACGCGGCUACGGAGAGUUUGAAGGCAUCCCGCCCAUGGAGUAAAUAGAGUUGCGGACUGGCUGUUAAGAGAAGGAUGUUUCUUGUAUUUUUGUGUUUCUUGGUGCUUGUGCUUCGUGUAUAUACCUCUGCAAGACUGAAGAGCUGUUCAUACAGUAUGUCAUGCCCUGACAGGCGCAGCUAGAAGCUAUAGGCCACCACUGGAGUAGACGGGUAAUUUCAUACAUAGCGGUAUUCCAAGUUGGGUUCUAGUUGAUCAACUGGGUUAUUAUCAAAUCAUGCC
This is a messenger RNA of Pseudomassariella vexata, 3248 nucleotides long. RefSeq names its product N-acetyl-gamma-glutamyl-phosphate reductase/acetylglutamate kinase-like protein. Gene Ontology annotation, molecular function: NAD binding; arginine binding; acetylglutamate kinase activity. Gene Ontology annotation, biological process: L-arginine biosynthetic process. NCBI's taxonomy places the organism in Eukaryota, Fungi, Ascomycota, Sordariomycetes, Amphisphaeriales, Pseudomassariaceae. The record is from RefSeq and is a predicted model, not a curated record. Bases 344 to 3010 code for a protein of 888 amino acids. Gene Ontology annotation, cellular component: mitochondrial matrix; mitochondrion; cytoplasm. The transcript is spliced from 3 exons.